This is a messenger RNA of Phragmites australis (common reed), 2650 nucleotides long. RefSeq lists its product as uncharacterized. Gene Ontology annotation, cellular component: EKC/KEOPS complex; cytoplasm. NCBI's taxonomy places the organism in Eukaryota, Viridiplantae, Streptophyta, Magnoliopsida, Poales, Poaceae. The transcript has 4 exons. The record is from RefSeq and is a predicted model, not a curated record. Gene Ontology annotation, biological process: tRNA threonylcarbamoyladenosine modification. The coding region runs from base 347 to 1492 and encodes 381 amino acids.
GCAGUUCAGCAAUAAUCCAAGAAAAAGAUAACAUUUUCUGACUGACCUGACCUCCGUUGCGAGCGUCGGCCACAGUGACGGUAGCGCUAGCUAGCGAGGAGCCGAAGAUGAGGGGGACGGCGGCUAGGGUUUUGAGGCCUCGGUAGCGCUUCCUUUCCUUCCAAAACGAGCAGUUGCCGCCUGGAGAGCAGGUGGGCGGGGGGCAGAGGAAGCAAGCCAAGGUGGAAGAAGCAACUAGGCCUACCUUCUUUGGGCCUGGUCAGGCUGGUGCCUGCUACAGUUCACGCCUCACCCGACACGAGCCCUCUCCAUUCGUUUCCCUCAAAACCCUAUCGCCGCCGCCACCAUGUCGUCGUCGCCGUCCCCGGCGACCCGCCGUCCGCCGGGACCGCUGGCGCUAGGACUGGAGUCCUCGGCCAACAAGAUCGGCAUCGGCGUCGUCUCCCUCUCGGGGGACAUCCUCUCCAACCCGCGCCACACCUACGUGACCCCGCCGGGCCACGGCUUCCUGCCCCGCGAGACCGCGCAGCACCACCUCGCGCACUUCCUGCCGCUCCUCCGCGCCGCGCUCGCCGAGGCUGGCGUCUCCCCCGCCGACCUCACCUGCGUCUGCUACACCAAGGGACCGGGCAUGGGCGGGCCGCUCCAGGUCGCCGCCGCCGCGGCGCGCGCGCUCUCGCUUCUCUGGCGGAAGCCGCUCGUGGCGGUCAACCACUGCGUUGCGCACAUCGAGAUGGGGCGCGUGGUCACGGGGGCCGUGGACCCCGUCGUGCUCUACGUCUCCGGAGGGAACACGCAGGUCAUCGCAUACAGCAGUGGGAGGUACAGGAUCUUUGGGGAGACCAUUGAUAUCGCCGUCGGGAACUGCCUCGACCGCUUUGCCAGGGUCCUCGAGCUUUCCAAUGACCCCAGCCCAGGGUAUAACAUCGAGCAGCUCGCGAAGAAGGGAGACAAAUUCAUUGAUCUCCCAUAUAUUGUAAAGGGUAUGGAUGUGUCAUUUAGUGGCAUAUUGAGCUACAUCGAAGCUACAGCUAUUGAGAAGCUUAAAAAUAACGAGUGCACACCUGCAGACCUUUGCUACUCAUUGCAGGAAACUGUAUUUGCGAUGCUUAUUGAAAUUACUGAACGUGCCAUGGCCCAUUGUGAUUCAAAGGAUGUUCUUAUUGUUGGUGGUGUUGGAUGCAAUGAACGUUUACAAGAGAUGAUGAGGAUUAUGUGCUCAGAAAGAGGGGGCAGGCUGUUCGCAACUGAUGACCGAUACUGUAUAGACAACGGGGCAAUGAUUGCAUACACUGGUUUACUGGCAUAUGCACAUGGUGCAACCACUCCCCUGGAGGAGUCGACAUUUACUCAAAGAUUCCGAACUGAUGAAGUUCAUGCGAUUUGGAGGGAGAAUGAGAUGCCAGUGUUAACAAGCAUCCAUGCAGAUGCAAUGGCUGAAGUGUCCAAAGAUGAAGCCUCCAUGCCAACUCCAAUUGCUGUAGAUUCCUGAGGUAGUAAAUGCUUAAACCGUACUACGCCAGUUGCUGCUGAAAGAUACUGAUCCACAACCUCGUAAAAUGAUUCUGUUGUUGCAUGCCAUACCUGCCGAUAGUUGAUCACUAUCAAACCUCAUCAGCAUUCUGGUUAGUUAGACUUUUCCUCGUCUUUGAGUGACCCUUACUUUUUGUUGUAAUCUAGUCUCUUAAAGAUAGCACGAUCAAUUAUGAUGGAUAUAGUAACACAUACAUCUAGUAAUGGAUUGUAAUUAUAUGUAACGUGGCAGUCUUAGGGAUGAUGCGAAUAGCUGUUAUCUUAGUGGCCCUAUUAUAUGGCUCGAUUCCGAGGGUGGGACCUUUUUUUACAGUUUUCCGCAAACUGUUUCAUGUGAAAUAUUGCGAAAUGUAUCCUAUGAAAUUCUUGCGAAAUGUAUUCUGUAGGAUCUGUUGUAUCAUGAGGUUUGCUCAAAAAGUCAAGCAGCAGUGAUCAUUUGUGGAAUGUGGACUUUCUGGAUGGUUAGAAAUAGGGAGGCACGGGGAAGCGAUGAUGUCAACGAGGCAAGCAAUCUAUUGGGCACGGGAUACUUCCUUUGAUCUCUAGCACAUUCUUCACCCGACAAGCACAAGGAAGUAGGAAAUCUGAUAACCGGUGUGGGAGAAACCGCUUGAAGGGUGGUUUACGUGCAAUACUGAUGGCGCGUUCUAUGAAAACCACACUGGAGCAAUUGGGUUUGUUCUUCGAGAUGAAAAUGGUGUUCUUCACGGUGCUGCUGUUGUCAGGUAUGAACACACACUAAAUGCCUUGGCAAUGGAAAUGUUUCUUGCAGAGACAACUGUCUUUUGCUCUAGAGGGGUGCAAGGAAGUUGAUCCUAGAAACGGAUAGUAAAAUUCUAGUUGACCUUUGGAGUAACUCGCAACAUCAAAGGUCUGAGAUUUCUCCGAUCAUAGAAGAUAUUAGGGACCUUAGCAAAAGGUGUUUGAACUUUUCUAUUUCUUUUGUAAAUUGUGUUUGCAAUAAAGCUGCGCAUACGUGCGCAAAGCAAGUGUCUUGUACAAUGUUUAGCGAUCAGUGGCUCACUGAGGUACCGCUACCAUUAUAGGAAUUCUUGAACUUUGAUUGUAAUUCUUGUGCUGAUAGCUAAGCAAUGAAGCUCCUUGAUUAGUUUCUUGA